CAGUGUAACUAUUAUUGGUCGUGACGUCACCAUUCAAGAUGGCAGCCUCCAUGAAAGUUCGUGUGCUGGAACUAUACAGCGGGAUUGGAGGCAUGCACUGGGCUCUUAAAGAAAGUGGGCUGUCCUUUGAAGUUGUUGCAGCCAUUGACAUCAACACCACUGCAAAUCAGAUCUACAGACACAACUUCCCUGAUGUUAAACUUCUACCCUCCAGCAUUGAUAAACUGACAGCUGCACAGUUUGAAGCCUGGAACAUCGAUGCUGUGUUGCUGAGUCCACCAUGCCAGCCAUUCACACGGAUGGGGAAGAAGCGAGACGUGGAGGACAUCAGGACCAAGUCCUUCAUGCAUGUCCUCCAUCUUAUCUCUGUAGUAAAGAAUAAGCCUCGAUAUAUUCUGGUGGAGAAUGUCAAGGGAUUUGAGACAUCAGAGGCGAGGCAGCGACUGAUGGGGACACUGACACAGUGCAGCUACCACUAUCAGGAGUUUUUGCUGACUCCACUUCAGAUGGGCAUCCCGAACUGUCGACUGCGAUACUAUCUCAUAGCCACUCUCGCACAAAAUGGAUUUUCAUUUCCGACUUCAGAAUCCAUUCUUGAGGACUUACCUAAGGAGGUUUCUGAUUGGCUGACUUACAAAAAACUCAUCUGUGAUACUUCUUUCCAGCCGUCAUGUGACCAGUCAUGUGAUACAGAAACAACUCCCACACAGAAUGGUGGUGUUCAUGAUGCAAGUGAAAGUACUCUGGAGGAUGCAGGAGAAAAUUUGCGACAAGUUGCUGACGAAACUCAUCAGGAGUAUAGGGGCUGUCAGAGAUUGAAACACUUUCUAGAGAAACAGUCGUGUGAAUAUUUCCAGGACUUUUUGCUGGAUGAUAAGGAGCUCACUCGUUUUGUGAUCAUGGACAUCGUCCAACCUUCUUUGAAUAAGUCAGCUUGCUUCACUAGGAGAUAUGGACAUUUUGUAGAAGGUGCCGGCUCAAUUGUCCAGAUGACAAGCAAUGUUAAAGCAGUUGAAGCUGUCAGCAAGUUGAAAUCUCGGGUUGUUGAUCUGCCAGAGCGCCCUCUACUGGGAGAAGAAGAACUGGAUCUCCUGCGAGGUCUACAGUUACGAUACUUCACGCCUCGGGAGAUUGCCAAUCUAUUGUGUUUCCCCCAACAGUUUGAGUUACCAAGUGAGCUGUCGAGGAUCCAGAAGUAUCGGAGUCUUGGGAACAGUCUGAACGUCCAUGUGGUAUCACUACUCAUCAGGCUCAUGAUGUUGUGAUGUCUAACAUUGUAUUUAUUAAAGAUAUUUCUUCUAA
This is a messenger RNA of Haliotis rubra (blacklip abalone), 1302 nucleotides long. Its product is annotated as tRNA (cytosine(38)-C(5))-methyltransferase-like. Gene Ontology annotation, molecular function: methyltransferase activity. Bases 39 to 1265 code for a protein of 408 amino acids. The transcript is spliced from 8 exons. Lineage: Eukaryota; Metazoa; Mollusca; Gastropoda; Lepetellida; Haliotidae. The record is from RefSeq and is a predicted model, not a curated record.